Molecule: messenger RNA, 1927 nt
Organism: Mya arenaria
Lineage: Eukaryota; Metazoa; Mollusca; Bivalvia; Myida; Myidae
Product: 3-mercaptopyruvate sulfurtransferase-like
Exons: 4
Coding region: 73-975 (300 amino acids)
Biological process (GO): transsulfuration
Cellular component (GO): mitochondrion
Molecular function (GO): thiosulfate-cyanide sulfurtransferase activity
Source: RefSeq, a predicted model, not a curated record
CCCGUAAGCGGCCCAAUUUGUACAUGUGGUCUAAAGUUGUAAACAAAUAGCUGUCAAAAGUGUAAGUUAGAUAUGCUUCGUUUAGGGACCUUGGUUUCUGCUAAACAUUUGGCAGAAUGUUUGAAGACUCAAGCAAACAAACUAAGGGUAGUGGAUGCAACAUGGUUUCUUCCUAAUUACGGAAGAACUGGAAUUCAAAAUUACAUGGAAUGUCACAUUCCAGGGGCUGUGUUUUUCGACAUCGAGGCAUGCACCAGGCCUUCUCCCUAUGAACACAUGCUACCGUCGGAGGAAGUGUUCUCAGAGUACGUAGGCAACUUAGGAAUAGACAACGAGACGCAUGUUGUGGUCUACAAUGACCAUCCGGACUUCGCGCUGUUUUCUGCUCCGAGAGUAUGGUGGACAUUUCGUGCAUUCGGACAUAGCACAGUGUCUGUGUUGGAUGGUGGUUUGAGAAUGUGGAGAGACGCAAAUUUAGAUCUUGCUAAAGGCCACGAAACAGUUCCAGUUCCCAAGCUUAAUUUCAAUGCCAAGUUUAAUGAAUCAUUUGUUAAGUCGUUUGAGGAUGUGAUGAAGAACAUAAACGAGAAACAAUUCCAAGUGGUGGAUGCCAGACCAGCUGGACGAUUCGAUGGAACAAGCCCGGAACCUAGAGCAGACUGCAAGCCCGGACACAUCCCGGGAACUACAAGUAUCCCGUUUCCAAGUGUGAUGACGUCAUACACGGGGCCGGACGGACAGGAGGUGAAGCACGGGGCCGUCAAGGACAGACGGACACUCGAGAAAAUGUUCGACGGAGCGGGCGUUGAUCUUAGCAGAUCCCUCACGGCGUCCUGUGGUUCUGGGGUGUCGGCGUGUGUCCUCGCGUUUGCGGCACACUUGUGUGGGAAAGAAGACGUAAGCGUGUAUGACGGUGCGUGGGUGGAGUGGUACAAACGUUCACGCCCGGACCAGAGGGAAAACUGCCCGGACUGAGUGCAAGUGUACACUUGGAAAAAUGACAAUACGCUGUCCUAUUGUCUUAGAGACUGUGCAGCUGACUGGCGAUGGACUGAACACUGAUUAGAUUGUUUUUUGUUUAUGAUGUUUAUUUUUAUUGGCAGUAUGUUAUUUCCAUUAUUAUUAUUAUUAGUGCAUAGCGUAGCGGAUAUGACGCCUGGCAAGAAACGUUGUUAAUGGUUUGAAUCUGUGAACAUCGUUUUUAUUUUUUACUUUCGUGAAAUGUUCAGAAGUUCCCUAAUAACCUUUUUAUCAGUUCAUUACACAUUUGUAUGCAAUGCCUUAUAUAGUAAAGGUAAUUACUAAUACUGAUUUAGAUAUAUAUGACUAGAAAAAAACGACAUUAAACAUGUUAGGCCAAAGUUUUUUUAAUUUUUUGUUUCACGGGAGCGCCGUACCUAAAUAUUUCAAAACUCAAAUAAGAAAAAGUUUCAAAUUCUUAACUUUAUUUUUAUUUUUUCCGUCGCUCGUUUCUUUGAUCUUCGAUAGAAAAUAAAAUUUAGCGUAUUUAACCUAACGCUAAUUUCACAACAACGAAAAGUUGACGCUUACAAUUUUCAAGAUGACUGAAUCCGUUGCUUAUUUAUACAGAGAUAAGAAGAGAUUGUCAGUACUUACAAUGAAAUUCAUUUUAGUGUUUUAAGUUUAAUAUUAAGCAUAAAGAUAUACUCCUUUUUAUCUUCAUAGUUUACUAUUGUUAUUAUUUUUCAAUGCAAUGAUAAAAUACAUGAUGGAAACAAUUUCUUUAUAAAUGGACAACUGAUAACCUUUUAAAAUAUAAUAGCAAGUUUACUAUUGAAAAGAUACGAUUGUAUUCAUUAAAAGAAUCCUUAUACUAACUUUGAUACCAACUUAAAGAUAAAACUCAAAGAACAUAUACUGUCAAUUUUUUUGUAUUAUACAACAAAUAAAUGGUUCAGAUAACUGA